This is a messenger RNA of Spirodela intermedia, 2084 nucleotides long. The record is from the annotation of a GenBank genome assembly. Lineage: Eukaryota; Viridiplantae; Streptophyta; Magnoliopsida; Alismatales; Araceae.
AUGCUGUCCGCUGACCAGGAGAAGCAGAACAGCUUCCAGCGCCGCAUCUGCGAGGGAGACCUGGUGAUCGUCUACGAGAGGCACGACGCGAUGAAGCCGGUGACAGUGCGGGCUGGUUCCGAGCUCCAGAACCGCUUCGGCGUCUUCAAGCACUCCGACUGGAUUGGCAUGCCCUUCGGCUGCAAGGUUCUGAGCAACAAGGGCUCGUUCGUCUACCUUCUCGCCCCUACGCCUCAACUGUGGACUCUGGUGCUCAGCCACCGGACUCAGAUCCUAUAUAUUGCGGACAUCAGCUUCGUGGUCUCCUUCCUGGAGGUCGUCCCCGGGUGCGUGGUUCUGGAGUCGGGAACUGGAAGCGGCUCCCUCACGACCUCCCUCGCCAGAGCUGUGGCUCCUUUUGGGCACGUGUACACCUUCGACUUCCAUGAACAGAGGGCUGCCUCAGCGAGGUAUGUUACCGGGGACAGAGACAUCCUCAUUCUAUCAGGCGUCAUCCUGGGUGUGUACGGUGUUACUAUUUUUUUUCUUAGAUGUCGGAUUGACUCAUGGACCCUGAAUUUGUGAGAGUAACGAGUACAAAAACAGAUUGGAAAUCAUGGUUUCCAGCUCAAAUUUAGUUAUUAGCUUGAGUGGUAGAAGAAUUAAUUUAUUUUGCGUAUGGCACAGGGAAAGAUAUUGGAGAUGGGUAAUCAAUCGAAGGACAUCCUGAAUUUAGUGUUUCUUACACCACAUUGGCCCAGUGUCAAUAUAAAACACUCAAGAAGAUGGAUAACAGUUUUUUUUAUAUAAUUUUUGAAUUAUUUAAUAAUCAUCUAGUCUUCAAUUACUUUGUAUUUCAGAGAAUAAUUUUCCAAACAUACAAUUAUUUCUACGAAAAACGUGAUGUUUCUUGUUAUCUUCCUGAUUUAUGAUAGAAUUUGUGCUCGUUUUGAUACAUGUUCCGUCUUCUGAUCGUGGCAUAAGUUUCGGCCUCAUAAAUAAUUUUAUCUGCUGGAGAAAUGGUGCUAUAAUUUAAUUUUCUCCUAAUGAUUUGGGUUUUCAAUUUCCAUUCAACAGGGAAGAUUUUGAGCGAAAUGGGUUGACCAGAUUCAUCACUGUCAGUGUUCGAGACACUCAAGGGGAAGGAUUCCCCGAAGAGUUCUGCGGCAAAGCUGACUCAGUCUUCCUGGACCUCCCCCAGCCUUGGCUCGCUGUACCAUCCUCUGGUAAGAUGCUGAAGCCUGAUGGAGUUCUGUGCUCAUUUUCCCCCUGCAUCGAGCAAGUGCAACGUUCCUGUGAAGCCCUAACCACCAACUUUACCGGUAUGCUCUCAUCUCCUUUUCACUUCACUUGAUAAUCUUUGAUAAUCAUGUCAAAAAUCAUGAAGAGCUGCGAUUCAUUUACUCAAAAUUGAAGGAAUUCAAUGAUCUUCUCAAAAAUUUCCAAGUUGACUUUCCUCAUCCAAUCAAUGAAUCCUCCUCCUGGUAGGGUUUUUUCUGGAGUAAAUUACACCUGAUAGAGGGAAGUACAUUAGUAUGGACCAAUUCUGGACUGGGAUCAGGCCUUGUGCUAUAUUCUCGAACUGUGGAUGAUAGGAAAAAGAGAGCAAAAACAUGACAUCUAAAUAGAUAUAUCAACAAGGAUUUUCUCACUCGCUAUAUCUAAACCAUGGCUGUUUUAGUACAUUGAUUUGAACCAAUUUGGAUCUGGUCUAGCAUUCUAUCCCAAUGGGUAUAUUAUUGAAAAAUGGGUCUAAUACAUAAAAUUUAAAUAGAUUAGAACAACAUUCUUUCAUCUUUGGCCAAAGGCUGCUUGUUUUUAGUGACGCAAAUGGGGUUUUGAUUUUUGUCUAUGAAGAUGUGAGGACCUUUGAAGUCCUUCUCCGCACAUAUGAAGUGCGAGACGUGAAAUUUGGGAGCUUGGGCGGCGAUGGCAGUGGUGGGGCUGUUAGGAAACCCCCAUGCAAGAGGAAGAACCGCCCCUCAAGUGAUGAGGAGAACAAUGGGAGCAUGGAGAGAAGUACUAGCACAGUUAUGGCGAAGCCCUGUCCAGAGACAAGAGGGCACACUGGAUUCCUGACAUUUGCAAGACUCAGAUGCUCGUGA